CCCCCCGUUAUUGCCCCUUUCCUCAGCGCCGCGAGGCAGGCUUCAACCGCUACCUUGCGGCCGCUCACCCGCCCCCCCCGCGCGCCUACCGCCCGCCUCCCUCCUCAGCCCCGAGCGCCGCCCGGCUUCAGCCUGUCGGCCCCCGCUGCCCUCGUCGCGGUUGCCGUAGUCGUAGUGGUCGUCUCAGCUGCCGUCUGGGCCAUGGCCAACUACAUCCACGUCCCCCCCGGGUCCCCCGAGGUCCCGAAGCUGAAUGUCACCGUGCAGGAGCAGGAGGAGCAGCGCUGCCGGGAGGGGGCCCUGAGCCUUCUCCGACACCUGCGGCCGCACUGGGACCCCCAGGAGGUGACCCUGCAGCUUUUUACAGAUGGGAUCACAAAUAAACUUAUUGGCUGUUACGUGGGCAACACAAUGGAGGACGUGGUCCUGGUGAGAAUUUAUGGUAAUAAAACAGAAUUAUUAGUUGACCGAGAUGAGGAAGUGAAGAGUUUUCGAGUGUUACAGGCUCAUGGCUGUGCACCACAACUCUACUGUACAUUCAAUAAUGGGCUGUGCUACGAAUUCAUACAGGGAGAAGCACUGGAUCCAAAGCAUGUCUGUAAUCCAGCUAUAUUCAGGUUAAUUGCCCGUCACCUUGCUAAAAUUCAUGCUAUACAUGCACAUAAUGGCUGGAUCCCCAAAUCUAAUCUGUGGCUAAAGAUGGGAAAAUAUUUCUCUCUUAUUCCCACAGAAUUUGCUGAUGAAGAUAUUAAUGAAAGGUUCCUCAAAGAUGUGCCAAGUCCUCAUGUACUUCAGGAGGAGAUGACCUGGAUGAAGGAGAUACUUUCAAACCUGGGCUCACCAGUUGUGCUUUGUCACAAUGACCUGUUGUGUAAGAAUAUAAUCUACAAUGAGAAACAAGGUGAUGUUCAAUUCAUAGAUUAUGAGUAUUCUGGCUACAACUACCUGGCAUAUGAUAUUGGAAACCAUUUCAAUGAAUUUGCAGGUGUAAGUGAUGUAGACUAUAGUCUCUAUCCAAAUAGAGAACUUCAAGGUCAGUGGCUGAGGUCUUAUCUUGAAGCCUAUAAGGAAUAUAAAGGAUUUGGAACAGAUGUUACAGAAAAGGAAGUAGAAAUACUAUUUAUUCAGGUUAACCAGUUUGCAUUGGCUUCUCAUUUCUUUUGGGGAUUGUGGGCUUUAAUUCAAGCCAAAUAUUCCACCAUUGAUUUUGAUUUCCUUGGGUAUGCAAUUGUUCGUUUUAAGCAGUAUUUCAAAAUGAAGCCAGAGGUCACUGCAUUAAAAUUACCUGAGUAAAGAAGGCUAUUUAGAUAACCUCAAGUGGCUAAGCAAUCCUUGUGAUCCAUUUUUGAAAACAGAUAUUGAACAGCUAAUAUUUGUUAAAAUUCUGUAAUUUCAUUUGGUUAUCUUGCUUUAUAAAUGAUGCCUCUAAACAGCCAACUUAUCUUUAAAUAUUAAACCUAAUUCAGAAAUGUACCUACUGUCAGUAUGAGAUGGAUUAGAAAUUUGUUAAAUCUGCAAAGGUCUGUAGAGAUGACAAUUUAACCCUUUCUUUGAUCACUUAAUCUAUGUUAUAUGUGAAUUAUUUAUUUAUAGAUUUAAUGUGAUUCCAUUGCUGCUUUCAUCAGUUUCUGUAUAAGAAUUGAAUAUAAGCAAUGAAAUUGUUUAUCUUUUUUUAAACAUUUUUUUUUCAUGUUAGAUUAAUUUAGGUAAAUGUUUUGGGGUAUUCAUUAUAAAUACUUUAAUCUUGUACUGUAUGUGAAGAUGAGUCAUUUAUUCUUGAAAUGCCAGGAACAGGUAUAAUAAAUUUUAGAAC
Messenger RNA from Gracilinanus agilis (Agile Gracile Mouse Opossum), 1813 nucleotides. RefSeq names its product ethanolamine kinase 1 (gene ETNK1). Gene Ontology annotation, cellular component: cytoplasm. The record is from RefSeq and is a predicted model, not a curated record. Gene Ontology annotation, molecular function: ethanolamine kinase activity. The coding region runs from base 202 to 1293 and encodes 363 amino acids. NCBI's taxonomy places the organism in Eukaryota, Metazoa, Chordata, Mammalia, Didelphimorphia, Didelphidae. The transcript is spliced from 8 exons. Gene Ontology annotation, biological process: phosphatidylethanolamine biosynthetic process.